AUGGUAAAUUUAUCAUCAUCACUCUCAAAUAGAGAACGUCUUUUGAUAUUCAAAUCAACAUCAACAUCAAAGCAUCAACAACUAAGAAAACUACGUGAUAUUUUAUCUCCACUUUUUACUUUUCCAUACAAUUCCCAUUCCAAAACAUCAAACAUAUUGACGCAGAUAACAAAACAAUUUAAUUGGGCAUCCCACAAAUACUCGCAUUCUUCAAUUGGAUUACUUUAUACGUUAGAUUCACUUCUCUCACAACACCAAAUGACGCAUCAAAACUUCUUUUCGCUUCUUCUAAAAAGAGCAAAAUUUUCUCGUUUUUACCCACUUUUGGGAUUCUGUUAUUCAUGGGGCUACGGCACAAAUAUUUCGCAAGAAAGCGCGUUUUUCUAUUACUCCCUAGCUGCCAAUAAUAACGACCUUGCAUCUCAGCAUGAACUGGGUUGGUUUUAUGAAUUCGGUGGAUAUGCAAGUUGCAAUCGUGACCUAGAGCGCGCGUUUUAUUGGUAUCAGAAAUCAGCCAAACUAGGAUACGCGCCUUCUCAAACCUCGUUGGGAGAAUGCUGGCAUUUCGGAAUUGGAACUGAAUUUGAUUUAAAAAAAGCUUUUUUAUGGUAUCAGCGAGCAGCAUGCGGAAGAAAUCGUGAUGCUAUGAGACAUUUAGGUGAAUGCUAUGAGUAUGGAAUUGGCACAAAAAGAGACUUUGGAAACGCCAUUUUAUGGUAUCGCGCCUCGAAUGCAGGGAGAGAAAGUAAUGGAGAUAAAAAAUUUCAGAAUCGACUGAUGGAAAAAGGAUAUGAAAAUUUGACUUGGUUUAUCAGGCAAGCGAAAAUCGGAGAUUCAAAAGCACAACGAAUUUUGGGUGACUUUUUUUGUACGUGUAUGUCAGUUUCUGGUAAUCAUGACAACGAACUAAACCAACUCGACCAAAAUCAAAGCCCACAACGCGCAUUCACAUGGUACAAACUAUCAUCGUCAUUUACUUCUUACGAUACCAAAAAUUACAACAUCGCCGCAAAAAAACGUCUUGCACUAUGUUAUCGCCAAGGGAUCGGAACAAAACGCAAUUUACGUAAAGCAAUGAUCAUUUUUCGUGAGAUUAUACAAAACAACAAUAUUAAUUAUAAUUGCAAUUAUCAUGCCAAAAAUACUGAGGUAGAGAUUGAGAUUGCCAAGGCUAGAGAGCUUGGAAUUGGCCUAGAGCGUGAUUUACAUGAAUCUAUUCGUGGUUACUUGCGUGCUUUGCGAAAUGGGGGGCACGGGAAUAUUAUCGUUGGGAUUGAAAGUAUUUUUUCGGGUGGUGGGAAUGAUUAUGAGUGUGACUGA
This is a messenger RNA of Ambispora gerdemannii, 1320 nucleotides long. NCBI's taxonomy places the organism in Eukaryota, Fungi, Glomeromycota, Glomeromycetes, Archaeosporales, Ambisporaceae. The record is from the annotation of a GenBank genome assembly.